Molecule: messenger RNA, 1663 nt
Organism: Orcinus orca (killer whale)
Lineage: Eukaryota; Metazoa; Chordata; Mammalia; Artiodactyla; Delphinidae
Gene: CD53
Product: CD53 molecule
Exons: 8
Coding region: 220-879 (219 amino acids)
Cellular component (GO): membrane
Source: RefSeq, a predicted model, not a curated record
AGGCUAAAGAGGGCGGGCCCAGCCCCACUUCCUCUGUCUCCUCAUCUGGGCUUCCUGUCAUCACAGUGUGAUCACAUUUAUUCCCCCUUCACUUCUCCUUUUACACAAAUAGCCCCAACUUCCGUGUUACCAGCCUUGUCUCGGCACCUCAUUGAUAAUCACCAAUUCUGCCUAAAGGACUGAGGAAAAGAGCCUGCAAAAGGGCAAGAAUAUCUCAGCAUGGGCAUAAGUAGCUUGAAAUUGCUGAAGUAUGUCCUGUUUUUCUUCAAUUUGAUCUUCUGGCUCUGUGGCUGUUGCAUUUUGGGCUUUGGGAUCUACCUCCUGAUCCAUAACAACUUUGGAGUGCUCUUCCAUAACCUCCCCUCUCUCACGCUGGGCAAUGUGCUUGUCAUCGUGGGUUCCAUUAUCAUGGUGGUUGCCUUCCUGGGCUGCAUGGGAUCCAUCAAGGAGAAUAAGUGCCUGCUUAUGUCGUUCUUUGUCCUGCUGCUGAUUAUCCUCCUUGCUGAGGUGACCUUGGCCAUCCUGCUCUUCGUGUAUGAACAGAAGCUGAAUGACUAUGUGGCUGAGGGUCUGACUGACAGCAUCCAGCAAUAUUACUCAGACAACAGCACCAAGGCGGCAUGGGACUCCAUCCAGUCAUUUCUGCAAUGUUGUGGUGUAAAUGGCACAAGUGAUUGGAUGGGCAGCCCACCAGCAUCUUGCCCCUCAGACCCACAAGUUAAGGGUUGCUAUGUAAAAGCAAAACUGUGGUUUCACUCCAAUUUCCUGUAUAUCGGAAUCAUCACUAUCUGUGUAUGUGUAAUCCAGGUAUUGGGGAUGUCCUUUGCACUGACGUUGAACUGCCAGAUUGACAAAACCAGCCAGGUCCUAGGAUUAUGACCUGUGGCUGCCUUGUGCUGGAAAGACUUGUUUCAUCACUGGAAAUCCAAAACCACUUGUAACAUGAAGCUCUAAAUGACCAACUCCUGAACUGGUGUUUGUCCCCCUCCCACCUCUUCCCUGUUGAGUCCCUGUCUCAUACAACCAGAGAAGAGGGUGUUGGUCAGGCACUUCCCAUCUCAGAUAGCAAGACAAUCCUUUAUCAUUCAUGGCAGCAGCCUUGUCACUCAUUAAUAACUGAACAUUUUUCAGACAUGAAAGUCCAAGAGAACCUGUGGUACUAAUGGCUCAAGAUCAAAGGAUGGGUCUGCAGCUUGAGUUUUUGCAUCUUCCCAUUGUCAAACAAGUCUCUGGCCUCUAAAUCAUGCCCAGUCCACUCUCCAAAGUCAACGAAGAGAUAAGCUUAAGGGAGCUCUGGGGCCAGGUUCAUUGGAUCAUUGUCACAAUCCUCUGUUUCCUUUUGACUGGGGGCCUUGGCUACAGGAAUGACAGAGUACCCUUUCUCCAAAGGUUAGGUUUCAUUUCAAUUUCUUUAUUAAAGGGUCUUAUUGAUUCAUCUAAGUCUUUCCAAAAUAAACUAUCCAAUGACUCACACCCUGAUUUCAGCCAAUCUCUUAGCCUUUGAUUUACAUAACUAUGAAGGAAUUCAGCAGGAUAGGUAUUUCUGGUGGUUUAGGUAAUAAUUACAUUCAAAAGAGUUCUGGUGUUAUUUCUCUUUCAGAUAAGGUUUUGUUAAUGUACUGUUUUAAUUCUUCAAUAAAUAAAAUAGCUUAUGCUCUGUCAA